GCUGCCGCCGCUGCCAGCCCCGCUGCCCGUCCCCAUGGAGGCAGAGCCCCUGGGCCAGAAACCCUCUGGGAGGAGACGGGGCAGGGUCAGCAUCUCGCCCCCGGCGGGCGGCACCCCCGGUGUGGCCACCUCCUGCAGCCGGUACCCUCUGAGACGAGGCAGCUCCUUCACAUUCCUGACUCCAGGCUCCCACUGGGAUUUCACCCUGAAGAGGAAGCGCCGAGAGAAGGACGACGAUGCUGUCAGCCUGAGCAGCCUUGACUUUAAGGUACUGAAAAUCAACUUACAACACCUGAAAAUGAAUUUACAACACCAAAAAAUGAAUUUACAACACCUGAAAAUGAAUUUACAACACUUCCAAUCCCCUCUUUUGGCAAUUUCUGUGGAGUUUUCUGUGGUUUGA
Messenger RNA from Motacilla alba alba, 403 nucleotides. RefSeq names its product neuroepithelial cell-transforming gene 1 protein-like. NCBI's taxonomy places the organism in Eukaryota, Metazoa, Chordata, Aves, Passeriformes, Motacillidae. The transcript has 3 exons. The coding region runs from base 35 to 403 and encodes 122 amino acids. The record is from RefSeq and is a predicted model, not a curated record.